AUCAACUGUGGCUUGCCUGGUGUGAAGACUCAACUGUAACUCGUUCCUGUCUAAGCAUUUUAAUGAGUGUAAGCCCCCAGGAGGAAUAGUCAAAAUUCACAUCAACCCAAGGCAGCCCUGUGGGAAACAAAGUACUCCAGCUGCACGCAGAGACAUGCAACCAUUCACUUUGAUCGGUGCCAUUUUUCUCCUGCUCUACAUCUCAUCUGGUAGUGCGGAUAUCCACAGGCACUACCGACAAGUCCUUACCGGAAACCAACCAGGUGUGUGUCGCUAUGGUAGAAGACUGGAGUGUUGCUAUGGCUGGAAGAAAAAUAAUAAAGGACAGUGUGAGGCUCAGUGUGACCAUGGCUGCAAGCACGGAGAGUGUGUUGGCCCCAACAAAUGCAAGUGUUUCCCAGGAUACGCCGGAAAGACAUGUAAUCAAGAUUUGAAUGAGUGUGGCCUGAAGCCUCGUCCCUGUGAGCAUCGCUGCAUGAACACAUUUGGCAGCUACAUGUGCUACUGCCUCAAUGGAUACACUUUGAUGCCUGAUGGAUCCUGCGCCAACUCCAGGACAUGCUCUCUGGCCCACUGUCAGUAUGGCUGUGAGGAGGUACAGGGGGAGAUCCGCUGUCUCUGCCCAUCUGCAGGGCUGCAGCUGGGGCCUGACGAGAGGACCUGUGUCGAUAUUGACGAAUGUGUGACUGGAAAAAACCUGUGUCCAUUCAACAGACAGUGCAUCAACACCUUUGGCAGCUACUACUGCAAGUGUCAGAAUGGCUAUGAUCUGAAAUAUGUUGACGGCAAAUAUGACUGUGUAGACAUUGAUGAGUGUGCAGCCGGCACCCACAAAUGCAGCCACCAUGCUGUCUGUCUGAACACUCAAGGAUCCUACAAGUGCAGGUGCAAGUCUGGCUUCAGAGGCAAUGGCUUUGAAUGCUCUGUCAAGCCAUUUUAUCAGAGCUCGUGGGAUGGAGACAAAGGCAGUGCAGAUGAUUUCCUCAAUGCUAUCCCAGACUCCCCAGUGAGGCCCAAGAUUCUGGGAGGUAAGCUGGACAAUGAGCAGAUCAAAAACUUCAUCCCUGAACCACUAACGACGCCACCUCCUAAGACUCGCCAGCAGCCUUUCGACUAUGAUGGAGAGGUCUACAUCGGUAAUCCAAGUGAAGGACAGGCUCAGUUCCCUGAGGAGGAGGAUGGGGUUCCUGAGGAAGAGGAGGAGGAGGAGGAAGAGGAGGAUAACCAGCUCAAUCCAAGAGGAGAUGUUUUCACACCAGAGGACUUUGAAUCAGUAUUCGCCCCUGCAACAGAGGUCAAAGAAAUCCAAAUAGCACCAGUUCAGGAAGAGUACAUCCUUGAUUGCAACUUUGAUCAGGGAGCCUGUGAGUGGGUGCAAGACAAGUCUGAUGACAUGGACUGGAGUGUAGCCUACCAUGACAAUGGUGCUGAGUAUUACAUGGCCAUGAACGGGCUCUUAGGAGACCAGGCAGAUGUGGCCAAGCUGAAGCUGCUUCUCAGUGACCGCACCAAGCAGGGUAGCUUCUGUCUGACCUUUGACUACCGUGUUUUGGGCAAUAAUGUGGGCACACUCAGGGUGCUGCUGGAUAACAAUGCCUACCCAGUGUGGGAGCAGAGCCGGAGCAGGAGCCAGGGCUGGCAGACGGAGCUUCUCACUGUGGCAUGGAAGGAGGAGGCCCCAGAAUCUAUUAUCUUUGAAGCUGAACGUGGAGGAGGUGUCGCAGGGGAGAUUGGAUUGGACAACGUCGUGCUGACCUCAGGCCCCUGUCAAGAGGAUGAUGGUCCAAUCUUUUAAGAACCUCCGCUCCUGGUCAAGAGAUUGAUUAUCUCCUCCAUGUUAAUGACAGACAUGCUGAAGAUUCCUGUUUCCUACCCCGACUGCGGUCUCUUCCUUUUGGGGUUUCUUGAUUGAAAUUUCUUACAGUAUGCAUUAACAUUGUAUUAAUGUUAUAAGCUUGUGGUUUGGCCACCAUUCAUCCACACAGUGUGUAAAGGAUACAGUGCCACAUCUCAAAGGAAGAUUAAAAGCAACUGAUGCAUGCAAGGUCGCUUCAGUUUCCACCACCAUGCUGCUAACAUGAUUUGAAAAAGGACAUACUAGUUUUCAAAUAGUGUACUCUGCUCUCAUGGUAACUCAGACCUCAGGUUUAGAAAUAUAAUUUGUUUUCUGUUAGUUAUCUCUUAUAAGAAGCAGUAUUGUAGUUGGUUCUUUGAUGUGUUGUGAUAUUGCAUUGCUGAAGUUAACUGAAACCUAUCUAUGACAUGUAAUGUGAAUUCUUAGGUGAAUUAUAUCUAAAAUUCAAUCUUAGAUUUGUAGCUGUUUUUGAAGGCUGGUUAUUUUGAACUGUCAAAAGUGUCAUUGCAUAACUGCUGUAAAUUAUGCUUUCAUAUUGUAUGACUAGGAUACAUUUAAAUGUUUUUUUUU
This is a messenger RNA of Myripristis murdjan (pinecone soldierfish), 2425 nucleotides long. RefSeq names its product EGF-like-domain, multiple 6 (gene egfl6). Bases 155 to 1795 code for a protein of 546 amino acids. Gene Ontology annotation, molecular function: calcium ion binding. The transcript has 13 exons. Lineage: Eukaryota; Metazoa; Chordata; Actinopteri; Holocentriformes; Holocentridae. The record is from RefSeq and is a predicted model, not a curated record. Gene Ontology annotation, cellular component: membrane.